GAAAUUGUUCUGGAAACCCUUAUUUUUUCUUUUCAUUUUCUUCCGACUUUCUCUGUCAAGGCAAAAAUGCAAGGAGGAGGAUUCAAGCAAAUGUUCUCUUAUGGAAGUGUCUUCAAAAGUGCUGUCUUACGACAUGUCCGAUUGGUGAAUCCAGUUCUAGUGUCGAGGCCCCUUAUGUUUGUGCGCCAGGAAACAACUUCAACUGCUCGUAUAGAAGAACAUGGUUUUGAAAGCACCAAAAUAUCUGACAUUUUGAAGGGCAAAGGUAAAGGUGCUGAUGGCUCCUGGCUCUGGUGUACUACAGAUGACAGUGUUUAUGAUGCUGUCAAAUCGAUGACACAGCACAAUGUAGGAGCCUUGGUGGUUGUCAAAUCUGGGGAAAAUAAGUCAAUUGCUGGCAUUAUUACAGAGAGGGAUUAUCUUCGGAAAAUCAUAGUACAGGGAAGAUCAUCCAAAUCAACAAAGGUCGGGGACAUCAUGACGGAGGAGAACAAGCUUAUCACCGUCACACCUGAAACCAAAGUUCUGAAAGCAAUGCAACUGAUGACAGAUAAUCGAAUCAGGCACAUUCCAGUUAUCGAUCAGACAGGUAUGAUAGGGAUGGUGUCCAUUGGAGAUGUUGUCCGUGCUGUUGUGAGUGAGCACAGGGAAGAGCUGAACCGGUUGAAUGCCUUCAUACAAGGAGGUUACUAGAUAGAUGAUGAUGACGACAAAUAAAUAGAUAGACUGCAAGGUUUCUGCUUUGCAGUUUAAAGAUGUCUGAGUUGGGGGAACUCUUAAUCUUGUAAAUGUUGACAUCCUUACAUCUUCUCUAGCUUGAUGUUUGCCCAUGGAUAUGGGCCUUUUAAUUUUGGGAUCAAUAAGAUACCGUCAGUCUGCACUACUAUUGUUUUUAAAA
Molecule: messenger RNA, 898 nt
Organism: Solanum verrucosum
Lineage: Eukaryota; Viridiplantae; Streptophyta; Magnoliopsida; Solanales; Solanaceae
Product: CBS domain-containing protein CBSX3, mitochondrial
Exons: 6
Coding region: 67-693 (208 amino acids)
Source: RefSeq, a predicted model, not a curated record